UGGCUAUUACAGCGAGCAGAGGCUGGACCAGUUACGCGAGCUGAUCCAAUCUAGAAACAACUUUCUUGAAGCUACGGUGAAGUACGCCUGUGGUGCAUGCCGGGAAAGGUAGUUCCUUUGCAGGAAUUCACCCUAAUUUCUUUCAGAGCCGGAUUUUUUCUUAACUUCAUUUCCCACCAGUAGUUGCAAGGAAAUCGUAAUGAAUUAUGGGAUGUGAUGUUUCUGAAUCCGAACAUGCCUAAAACAACUCAAGCCCUAACGAAACAGACAGGAUUUUCACCCUGCAAAGAAAGCUAUUUUAUCUUUAUAACACUCCUAUCCCAACUUUAAGUCAUGUUACUCUUUAAUUGAACGUUACAGUUCCGUUAAGACGUCAUUCUUUUCUGGUAGUUUCCCCCUUUAGCUCCGUGUAAUGCUAGCAAGCUGAACCUUUCCGUGUCUACCAUUGUCAAGCAUUACCAUGCUGUCUGAGCUCUUACAAGGCACUGAUACCGGAGGUUUUCUCGUAAUACAAGAUUCUUGUCGAUACUCUGGGCGGCACCUUCUGAAGAGCUUGAUCAAUUCUGCACUGAACAGGGAUGAGGCUGUGCAUGUCAUUUGCUUUGACGUGAGUGAGGAAGAGCUAAAAGAUGGAUUGUCCACAUCUCUCACUCAAAGACUACAUCUACACAAUGCUUAUAUGGACCCCCUUGGGUGGUCCGAUCACCCAACCUUUGCUGUUCACCAGUUCAAUGCAGUGGACCUUGCACAUCUGGUUAAACAAACAUCACACACCAAACCAGCUACAUUAGUAAUAGACUCUCUGUCGUGGAUAUUGAGACAUGUGAGUCCCCCUGCUGUCUGCAAGACCAUCCAGCAACUCAAGAAAGGGGGAGCUGUGAGAGCUAUAAUUGGCCUGCUCCAUGCAGACAUGCAUCAGCGCGGCACUGUGGGAAGCGUCUGCCACCUGGCCACUUUUGUCAUUACAGUCGCACCUGGAACGAAGGCAGAUGAAGCGGUGGCAAAGAUUACAAAGCGGUCCAAAUCUGGGAAAGUUUUGCAAAACGAUGAGAUAUUCAGUGUCAAAGAGGACUUUACAGUCACUGUGCUGAGCACGCCCUACAAUCCUGAACACAAGCAAAGUGACACUAUCGAACAACAGGUGGACCCGACAGCAAACCUCACCUUCAAUCUCCGAUUGUCCGAUGCAGAGCGAGAAGCGAAGGAAAAACUCGCGCUUCCCUUCGUCUUCAGCAAAGAAAAGAAAACAGCUCUGAUCCACUCAGGACCUGGAUCAGGACGGAUUCUUUAUGAACCUGAUGCUAGCGACGACUAUGAUCAGGAGGACCCCGAUGACGAUCUCGAUAUCUAAAGAGAUAUUUAUGAUCCCUGUUUUCAUAUCCUCUUAGCUUUAAAUGACACUGAGUUAUGUUCAGUUGCAGAAAAAAAAUGUAUAAUAUCUUUGAAGAACUUUCAAAAUGUAAAGUCAUAUGUGAAGUAAUAUCUCUUGUGCCUGUAAAAAAAGGUAAAAUCUUUACAAAAUAUAAAAUA
Molecule: messenger RNA, 1530 nt
Organism: Menidia menidia (Atlantic silverside)
Lineage: Eukaryota; Metazoa; Chordata; Actinopteri; Atheriniformes; Atherinopsidae
Source: the annotation of a GenBank genome assembly